GCUGUCGUCCAAUACCCGUGCCCAAACAACAGAAGAUAUUGUUGCUGCUAAGCACGCCACCGUUUUUUCCAUCACUUCAUCACCGUGCAUGGCAUAUAUCUGACGCAAAUUUGACCAUGACGCUCCACCGGGUCCACCCACGUCCACGCGCGCGCGCGCAGAGAGCCAGAGACAAGUUAUUCGACCAUGGACGAUCAAUGAAUGCCCUUGCCCAAGUUUUUUUUCUUCUUUUUUUUGAGAUUUGCGACCCCGUGGCCCGUGAGGAAGUGAGUACCAACGACUGAAGUUGACGGGCCGAACAAUUGCAGAAGAAACGGGCCGAAAAUCUGACGGGCCUAUUAACGAUGAAAUUUGGGCCAGCCCACGGAGUAGGGUCUAAAGAGGGGUGGCCUCCGGCUGGGCAGAUCGGAUCCGAGUUUUAGCCCAAAUCAUUUCCCGGAAUCCCCCUUCCGCUCCGCACCGGCACCGCUCACGCACGGCGAUCGCCGUCGGCAUGGCCCGCGCCGGCGUCUUCUCGCCGGUGCCGGGGAUGGGAGGACGCGCCGCCGCCGCCCGCGUACCAGCAGCGGGUCUGGCGGUGCGAGGAUGCGCCGCCUCGAAGCGCUCGACCCCGCCGCACUCCGCCGCCGUAUUUCCAGCCGGGGCUCGUAUCGCUGCCGCAGCUCGUCGCUUGGAGGUCGCCGCCGCAGCUGGCUUGGUGGUCGCGGCCGCCAGAUCAUCAGCAUUCCUCGCGGUUCGGCGCAGAGCACGUGUGGUUUCGAAGGCCGGUGAGGGCUCACCGGAGCAAACAGCUGCGCAGGAACCCCCACCACCCAAGGGCUCAAUCCGGAAAUUCUUGCUGUGGGUGUUCAAGAGGAUCAAGGAGAAACUAUUGAACAAGACUGGUGUCACCCUUAUCCUGCUUCUUAUCUCACUUGCCUUAGCUCUCCUUACCUCCAGGAACGUCCAGCCGUACUCAGGUCAUGCCACAUGUGUAAUCAACAUAUGCGAUAAGGCGGAGAAAGUGUUUAAAUUUGCAUCACAUUUUGUGCCCAUAGCAAUUGCGUUGUGGGAGUGGUUUUGGGACUGAUCGCUUGUGAGUGAGGACUGACGUAUCUUCAAUCAUCUUGAUGGUGAUACCAUGCAAAUAUACAGCUUCUUUAGUUUAAUGUUGCCGGCUACUUGUGAUUUUGAGAUACUAGCUUAGUACUACAAUCGAAUUGUCUGUUCUCUAUUGCGGCAGUUUAUAUAUGAGUGCUACAAAGUCUUUAUCACUCAUCUCUAGUUGUCGAUACGAUAUUGAUUAUCAGGUGCACGUUGUUCAGGAAGUUAUUCAAAUCUCUUAUUUGGCCUCUUUGUGUUUUCAGACUUCAGAUCAUGCAGUGUAGAUUGCAGAUGCUGAAUGGUGUUCAGCAUGCUGUCUUAAUGAGAUUGAAUGUGAUACGGAGAUUAGGAAAAGUGGUGAUAUGCAUGCUAGCGAUCACUUUUUUCAUAGUCUUGGUUAUAUUAGUCCGUGACUCUAUUUGAAGUAACUUGUGGCUGCAGAAUCUGGUUACAUGGUUUUUAUUUUCUCUGAUUUUGUGUGUUUUGCAUGAAUUCUGUUAUGUCGUGCAAGCCGUUCCAAAGUUCAGCAUCUGCAAUGUGGCAUUAGCCAGAUGAAGGCAUUGCAUUCCAUGUUCAAAUCAGCUGAUUAUGAUUAGUCAGUGGUUCAUUGAAAAAUGGGUGAUUGAAUAUCAAUAAGGCGCAUUUUCAAAUGAAGUCUUGGAUGGGAGGCUCCAAUGGUUGCAGAGGGCAUCUUGUCCCAAACUAGUAUGUGCUCAUGAAGGAUGAAUAAGCAAAUUGUCAGGGUUUCUUUGAUAUCCCUCAUCUAAUUUCUGUUUGCUUCUUUCACCUUUUCUGGAAUUUCUGCUUCUAUUUUUGGGCACUGUUACUGGAAAGUUGGCGCAAGAAGUUGGUUUAUUCAUUCAUGAAACGAACCAUGCCAUUGCCCAAGGAGGCAAGAUCAUGUUCUUUGUAUU
Messenger RNA from Setaria italica (foxtail millet), 1997 nucleotides. RefSeq lists its product as uncharacterized. The transcript has 4 exons. The coding region runs from base 494 to 1069 and encodes 191 amino acids. NCBI's taxonomy places the organism in Eukaryota, Viridiplantae, Streptophyta, Magnoliopsida, Poales, Poaceae. The record is from RefSeq and is a predicted model, not a curated record.